GUGCCGCACACUCACUCGCAACACCUCCGCCUUCAACCCUCACCUUCACGGCGAUAGUAGAGAGCUACUCCUAUCGCUCUCCCUUCAAGAUGUCUGGCCCGGAAGUCCACCAUCUCUUCCACCACCCUAUCGCAGACCAUUCGUUCUCGGCGGACCGCCAAACCCUUGCCGUGGCACGAGAGAAUAAUGUCGAGCUGUAUCACCGCUCCGGCUCCAAGUUUGCGUUGAAAGAUGAAUUGAAGGGCCACGACAAGACCGUCACCGGCGUGGACAUCGCGCCCAAUAGUGGGAUGAUUGUGACUUGUUCUCAAGACCGCAACGCCUACGUCUGGGAACCCGCCCCGUCCGGGGAAUGGAAACCGACCCUUGUCCUCCUUCGCAUCAACCGCGCCGCCACGUUCGUACGCUGGUCACCCUCGGAGAAGAAGUUCGCCGUCGGCUCUGGCGCCCGCGUCAUCGCAGUCUGUUACUUUGAAGAGGAAAAUGACUGGUGGGUCUCGAAGCAUCUGAAAAAGCCCAUCCGGAGCACCAUCACGACAGUAGCUUGGCACCCGAACAGCGUGCUUUUGGCGGCUGGUUCGACGGACAGCCAUGCCCGGGUCUUUUCUGGCUUCAUCAAAGGCAUCGAUGAACGCCCUGAGCCGAGCGUGUGGGGGGAGAGACUGCCCUUCAACACCGUGUGCGGAGAGUACUUGAACGACUCGGCCGGGUGGGUGCAUGCCGUGUCCUUUUCGCCCAGUGGCGACGCAUUGGCGUUCGCGGCGCACGAUAGCAGCAUUACCGUCGUGUAUCCCAGCGGACCGGACCAGCCACCAAAGGCGAUGCUGAACAUCUCGACGCAAACCCUCCCCUUCACGUCGCUGAUCUGGAACGGCGAGGCCGAGAUCCUCACCGCGGGUUAUGAUUGCGAGUGUUUCCGGUUCCGAGGCGGUGAGCAAGGGUGGGAGCUGGUGGGCAGCGUGGAGAUGCAUAAGCGCCCGGGUAUGGGUGGCGCAAUGAGAGAGGAGUCCGCGCUGAACAUGUUCCGACAGAUGGACCUCAAGGGGAAGGUCAAAGAUGACACACAGUUGAGCACCACGCAUCAGAACACGAUCAACACGAUCAGGGCGUUCGAGGGCGGUCCUGGGCGCGUGACCAAGUUCAGCACAAGUGGUGUUGAUGGACGGGUUGUCAUCUGGACGCUUUAGAGGUUGUAUGUCCCACCGGAAAACUCGGGCUCGAUGCGCAAUGCUUUGAGACCCAUAGAAGACGUUUGCUCAUUUGAUCCUCGGACCAGAGCAGACUCGCUAUAGGAUAAAAUCUAACAGGGAGAAAUUUCCUUCGCGAUAGCCUCCGUUCCAC
Cladophialophora immunda is the source of this 1341-nucleotide messenger RNA. RefSeq lists its product as uncharacterized. The coding region runs from base 90 to 1187 and encodes 365 amino acids. Lineage: Eukaryota; Fungi; Ascomycota; Eurotiomycetes; Chaetothyriales; Herpotrichiellaceae. Gene Ontology annotation, cellular component: Arp2/3 protein complex; actin cytoskeleton. The record is from RefSeq and is a predicted model, not a curated record. Gene Ontology annotation, biological process: Arp2/3 complex-mediated actin nucleation. The transcript has 2 exons. Gene Ontology annotation, molecular function: actin filament binding.